Messenger RNA from Knipowitschia caucasica, 2670 nucleotides. The record is from the annotation of a GenBank genome assembly. Lineage: Eukaryota; Metazoa; Chordata; Actinopteri; Gobiiformes; Gobiidae.
AUGACAAAGAGGGGGAGACCAGGAGGAGACCCAGGACACAGAGGGGGAGACCAGGAGGAGACCCAGGACACAGAGGGAGGAGACCAGGAGGAGACCAGGACACAGAGGGAGGAGACCAGGAGGAGACCCAGGACACAGAGGAGGAGACCAGGAGGAGACCAGGACACAGAGGGGGAGACCAGGAGGAGACCAGGACACAGAGGGAGGGGACCAGGAGGAGACCAAGACACAGAGGGAGGAGACCAGGAGGAGACCCUGGACACAGAGGGAGGAGACCAGGAGGAGACCCAGGACAAAGAGGGAGGCUACCAGGAGGAGACCAGGACACAGAGGGAGGAGACCAGGAGGAGACCAGGACACAGAGGGAGGAGACCAGGAGGAGACCAGGAGGAGACCCAGGACACAGAGGGGGAGACCAGGAGGAGACCCAGGACACAGAGGGAGGAGACCAGGAGGAGACCCAGGACACAGAGGGAGGAGACCAGGAGGAGACCCAGGACACAGAGGGAGGAGACCAGGAGGAGACCCAGGACACAGAGGGAGGAGACCAGGAGGAGACCAGGACACAGAGGGAGGAGACCAGGAGGAGACCCAGGACACAGAGGGAGGAGACCAGGAGGAGACCCAGGACACAGAGGGGGAGACCAGGAGGAGACCCAGGACACAGAGGGAGGGGACCAGGAGGAGACCAGGACACAGAGGGAGGAGACCAGGAGGAGACCAGGAGGAGACCCAGGACACAGAGGGGGAGACCAGGAGGAGGAGACCAGGACACAGAGGGAGGAGACCAGGAGGAGACCAGGACACAGAGGGGGAGACCAGGAGGAGACCAGGACACAGAGGGAGGGGACCAGGAGGAGACCAAGACACAGAGGGAGGAGACCAGGAGGAGACCCUGGACACAGAGGGAGGAGACCAGGAGGAGACCAGGACACAGAGGGGGAGACCAGGAGGAGACCAGGACACAGAGGGAGGGGACCAGGAGGAGACCAGGAGGAGACCAGGACACAGAGGGAGGGGACCAGGAGGAGACCCAGGACAAAGAGGGAGGCUACCAGGAGGAGACCAGGAGGAGACCAGGACACAGAGGGAGGAGACCAGGAGGAGACCCAGGACACAGAGGGAGGAGACCAGGAGGAGACCCAGGACACAGAGGGAGGAGACCAGGAGGAGACCCAGGACACAGAGGGAGGAGACCAGGAGGAGACCAGGACACAGAGGGAGGAGACCAGGAGGAGACCCGGGACACAGAGGGAGGAGACCAGGAGGAGACCAGGACACAGAGGGGGAGACCAGGAGGAGACCAGGACACAGAGGGAGGGGACCAGGAGGAGACCAGGAGGAGACCAGGACACAGAGGGAGGCUACCAGGAGGAGACCCAGGACAAAGAGGGGGAGACCAGGAGGAGACCCAGGACACAGAGGGAGGAGACCAGGAGGAGACCAGGAGGAGACCCAGGACACAGAGGGGGAGACCAGGAGGAGACCCAGGACACAGAGGGAGGGGACCAGGAGGAGACCAGGACACAGAGGGAGGAGACCAGGAGGAGACCCAGGACACAGAGGGAGGAGACCAGGAGGAGACCCAGGACACAGAGGGAGGCUACCAGGAGGAGACCCAGGACAAAGAGGGGGAGACCAGGAGGAGACCCAGGACACAGAGGGAGGAGACCAGGAGGAGACCAGGAGGAGACCCAGGACACAGAGGGGGAGACCAGGAGGAGACCAGGACACAGAGGGUGGAGACCAGGAGGAGACCCAGGACACAGAGGGAGGGGACCAGGAGGAGACCAGGACACAGAGGGAGGAGACCAGGAGGAGACCAGGACACAGAGGGAGGAGACCAGGAGGAGACCCAGGACACAGAGGAGGAGACCAGGAGGAGACCCAGGACACAGAGGGAGGAGACCAGGAGGAGACCCAGGACACAGAGGAGGAGACCAGGAGGAGACCCAGGACACAGAGGGAGGGGACCAGGAGGAGACCAGGAGGAGACCCAGGACACAGAGGGAGGGGACCAGGAGGAGACCAGGAGGGGACCAGGACACAGAGGGAAGCGAUGGCAAAGUCUGCGAGCGCACACAGGUGUCCCCACUUAUCCUCACACUGCUGCGGACACACAACAGGAAGUGUCACACGCACAACAGGAAGUGUCACACGCACAACAGGAAGUGUCACACGCACACCAGGAAGUGUCACACGCACAACAGGAAGUGUCACACGCACAACAGGAAGUGUCACACGCACACCAGGAAGUGUCACACGCACAACAGGAAGUGUCACACGCACACCAGGAAGUGUCACACGCACAACAGGAAGUGUCACGCGCACAAUGUUGUGUGUCUUACCUGUUUCUCCGGCGACAGCCCGGACACUGCCAUGUACGUGCUGCCGAUGGUCUUGAUCUUCUCUAUGUCCUGGAAACGCUCCUCCCCCAAGAGCUGCAACACAACACACUCAGUCUCCUCCUGCACCUCCUCCCACCUCCUGCCCCAAGAGCUGCAACACAACACACUCAGUCUCCUCCUGCACCUCCUCCCACCUCCUGCCCCAAGAGCUGCAACACAACACACUCAGUCUCCUCCUGCACCUCCUCCCACCUCCUGCCCCAAGAGCUGCAACACAACACACUCAGUCUCCUCCUGCACCUCCUCCCACCUCCUGCCCUAA